Rattus norvegicus (Norway rat) is the source of this 1811-nucleotide messenger RNA. NCBI's taxonomy places the organism in Eukaryota, Metazoa, Chordata, Mammalia, Rodentia, Muridae. The record is from RefSeq and is a predicted model, not a curated record.
GUAUCAGGUUUGUUCAUGGGCAUAAGUCUCUAAUUGCUGAAAAUUGAAAAUGGCCAUAUUUUAUCAAAAGUAGUAUGGGUAAACUGCCAAUUAGCAGACAUGGAUGAGGUAAACUGUACCUCUCUGGCAGAGUUCGUUCUUCUUGGCUUUUCUGAUGUCCCAGAGCUGGCAAUCUUUCUCUUUCUAAUGUUUCUUCUCAUUUAUGGAGUGACAGUCAUAGCGAACCUGGGGAUGACUGUGCUGAUUCAAGUCAGCUCUCGUCUUCACACUCCUAUGUACUUUUUCCUCAGCCACCUGUCAUUUGUGGAUUUCUGCUAUGCUUCCAUCAUUGUGCCAAAGAUGUUCACUGAUAUUAUCAACAAGGAUAAAGUUAUUUCUUACCGGGAAUGCUUGAUUCAAUUUUAUUUAUUUUGUACUUUUGCUAUCACUGAAGUCUUCCUAUUGGCUGUUAUGGCCUAUGACCGCUUUGUGGCCAUUUGUAAUCCACUACUGUACAUGGUUGUCAUGUCCCCAAAGCUCCGUCUAGUAUUGGUGUCCUGUUGCUACUUUUAUGCAUCAGUGUGUUCUCUGAUUCACCUAUGCUUAGCUCUUGAGAUCCCAUCAUUUAAGUCAAAUGUGAUUAAUCACUUCUUUUGUGAUCUGCCUCCUCUCUUAAGUCUCGCUUGCUCUGAUGUUACUACAAGUGAGUUUUUCCUGUUCACCAUUGUCAAUUUCAAUGAGAUUCUCACUAUUGUGAUCAUCUUCACCUCCUACUUGUUUAUCCUUAUCACUAUCCUGAAGAUGCGCUCUGCAGAGGGGAGACGCAAGGCCUUUUCCACCUGUGCUUCCCAUCUCACAGUCAUCGUGGUCUUCCAUGGAACGAUCCUUUUUAUUUAUUGUCAGCCCAACUCUGGUAAUACUCUAGAUGUUGAUAAAGUGACUACAGUCUUCUACACUGUGGUCAUUCCCAUGCUGAAUCCCCUGAUCUACAGUCUGCAGAAUAAGGAUGUGAAAGAGGCUCUUAGAAAAGUGUUAGGGUCUAAAAAAUUAUCUUUACUAAGUUUUUAUUUUUAGCAAAACUUAGGGAUUUAUAGUGAAGACCCAUAUAUAGGCAAAUAGGUGAGCAUUGAAUAUAGAGCAUUAAAAACGAUGGCUAUUUUAAAAGGAAACUUAUUACUGAGACUUAAUAUUCACAUAUUCAUGUGUGUUCUCUAUAGUUGAAGAAUUUCAAAGGUUGUACAUAUGUUUUUCUUCAUUUUGUAGUAUUUUAAGCUGUUGUGAGUUAUGAUGUAGCACUUGCAUUAUUUAUGAUUGUAGACCUUUAUUAUAGCAUAAUUGAUGGAAUACAUGAUGCACUUAAAAACUUAUUUCCUGCUAACAACAUUUCAUCAAGCAGUUUAUACAUAAGUAUCUAUAUCUUACAAUCUAGCUAGUCUAUAUAAUAUAUAAAUUAAGGGUUUUUGGCAUUUUCUUUACUAUUUGGUAUUGGAAUCACUGUAUUGAGUUAGAAUUUCAUGUUACAAAUGAAUGCAAGAAUAACAUUUAUUCACAAGAAUCCAGGAAAUAUUAAUUGUGUGCUAUUUUCAAGGAGUUUUCAAUCCAUCUUAUAUAUAAUCCUUUGUAUUAUUUUCUCUUUGUAUUUCUCUGUAUUGGGCUUCUCUGUCAUUAGCUUGCCUUAAUAGUGUCUGCAUUUAUGACUUAUCACUGACUUGAUAAUCUUUCUUUACUCUAGUGAGACCUAGCAUGCACCUCACCUCUAAGUGGAUCUGUUAUUUUUUUGCAUAUGCAUUUGACUUUAAUAAAAUAUUGUUGUCCCUCUUUAUUGCUACCUA